AUGAUCAGAUUCGACCAGAACUUCCUGAGGGAGCAGCUGAUGGUGCAAGAGGCGCUCCGACUCGCCUCGGAAAAGUCGUCCAGCAAGACGUCUGAUAAAGGCAAUCGCACCGCUCGAAGCAACCACGUGAAGAGUCGUUCCGCCGGAUCUAAUCGCGGCUGCCCGCUCUGCAAGGAAGAACAUUACCUUGCGUGUUGCGACCAAUAUAAGAAGUCCGCCCAGGAACGGCGGGAGGUAGUGAACACUCACCAGCGCUGCUGGAAUUGUCUGGGCCGCCAUCUCGUCGGAGAGUGUCCAUCCUCCAAGAACUGCAGCAAGUGCUCCGGUCGCCACCACUCCACUCUACACGACGCAUUUGGAAACCCCUCGGCACUCGCUAUCCAGAAUUCUUCGCCGACCGUGCACGUUGCCGAACGUUCAGCCGCGGAGUGUUCAUCGGUCUUGUUGGCGACGACCCGUGUUUACGUGACAGACCAUUUUGGCGAACACCACAUAAUGCGUGCCCUUGUGGAUCCAGGUUCCGAAACUUGUUUGAUGGUAGAGUCCUUCGCGCAGCGGCUACGCCUGCCACAAACUCCGACCUCCGUCUCCAUUUUCGGUGUCGGGGGAGUCCAGACGGGAUUCUCCCGAGGUCGCGUUACCGUUGCGCUGUCCUCGCGCGCGGGACAAUUCGCGUGCAACCUGAUCGCGCUCGUUUUAUCGCGCCUCUCCGCGUAUAGCGGGACCGCGAGCGGCGGCGCCCAUUGCUGGCCUCACGUGCGGGACCUCGAGUUAGCGGAUCCUGAGUUCUUCCGUCGGGAUCCAGUGGAACUUCUUCUCGGUGCUGACGCUUACGCCGACGUUGUCCUUCUCGACCUGCGACAGGAAGAGCCAGAAGAACCGACACAGCGGACUCGCCUCGGGUGGAUUAUUCUGGGAGCUAUCGGCACUAGCUGCCAUGCUGCGGCCUCUACAACCUCGCUCCAGUGCUCCGUCGAGGACGACCUCCCGACUCUAGUGCGUUGUUUUUAA
Nylanderia fulva is the source of this 1011-nucleotide messenger RNA. RefSeq lists its product as uncharacterized. The record is from RefSeq and is a predicted model, not a curated record. Lineage: Eukaryota; Metazoa; Arthropoda; Insecta; Hymenoptera; Formicidae.